AUGCCUUCUAGUUCAACGGAAUUUUCAUUGCCACAAAAUGUUCCACAUGCCGAUGUUCCAAGAUUUUACUUCCCAGCUGGUAAACCAGUGCCGAUGAACGAUAAUGAAGCAGCGUUACGGCGAGUAAACGAAGUGUUUAAUCGUAAUGGCGGCCGGAUUGAAAUGAUUAACAUGGGUGAUGUCUGCAAAGCUGCAGGCAUUCCAAUUUACUGGAAACGUGCGGUUUAUGAUUCCUGUUGCGGUCUUCAACCACGACCUAUUGGUUUAGCCGAUUUUGCGUGUUGGUGGAAGAGUGCUAAUGAUGUGAUAACACUGUGUGGACAUCAUAAACAAGCCACCGGUUUUAGAAUGACUGCAACAGCUCAUGAUGAAGCGUCAAGGUUCAUUUAUACGCUGGCGGGACCCAGGCGUAAUUAUGUUACGAAAGAAGAUUUUGCGCCAAUCCUUCAAGAUCUCAUCGAGAGCUUCCCCGGUUUACACUUUUUACGGGAAGCUCAAGAAUUUCACUCCAGAUUUGUGGAAACAGUUACAGUAAGGAUUUUUUGGUCGGUUAACAGAUCUUGGACCGGAAGAAUUACUGCUAAUGAACUUCGACGUUCGAAUUUUUUAGAGACGGUACGAAAGUUGGAAACUACUGACGAUAUCAAUACAAUAACAGAUUACUUUAGUUAUGAGCAUUUUUAUGUCAUAUACUGUAAAUUUUACGAAUUGGACAAAGAUCAUAACUUAGUUAUCGAUAAAAUUGAUAUGUCGUCACAUUCCAAUGGAGCAAUACCGCCACGAGUGAUCGACCGAAUCUUUAGUGGUGCAGUUACUAGGGCUCCACGUGGUAAAAAACAGGAUGCUGUUGAAACCAUCACCUAUACAGAUUUUGUCGCAUUUCUGUUAGCCGAAGAAGAUAAAAAACAUCCGACUAGCAUAGAAUAUUGGUUUCGCUGUCUGGAUCUUGACGGUGAUGGACUGUUGUCGUUGUAUGAAAUGGAAUAUUUCUAUAACGGUGUCAAAAGUAAAAUGGAUCAGCACAAUAUUGACGCAAUGCACUUUGAAGACGUUGUUUGCAAUUUGCUGGAUUUAAUACGGCCAAAACAACCAAAUGUUAUAUCGCUGUCUGAUCUAAAACGAUGCAGUUUAUGUACGCGGUUUUUCAAUACGUUUGUUAAUUGGGUUAAAUACUGUGAGCAAGAAUCCACAGAAGGAGAACGAGCGACAGUGACCGAUGGAGAAGAAGAACUUAGUGAUUGGGAUCGAUAUUGUCUGGAAGAGUACGAGAGCCUUAUGGCAGAUGAUCAGGAGAACGAAGAACCGGAAAAUAUGUAG
This is a messenger RNA of Enterobius vermicularis (human pinworm), 1317 nucleotides long. The record is from the annotation of a GenBank genome assembly. Lineage: Eukaryota; Metazoa; Nematoda; Chromadorea; Rhabditida; Oxyuridae.